GGGACGCUGCUGUGCGUCAGUGCGCACUGGCUCCCCUCAUUUCAAACUCGCUGCAUCUAUCCUUUCCAAGGAAACUCCUCCAGAUUUCAAGAAGCCUUUGGAUUGCUUCGUUUGGAUGUACGGACAAAUAUUACAAGCCAAGAAGAAGGACAGAGGGCGUUCAGGUUGUUUUAUUCGCGCGAAAGAAGGCAAAGCGCCGUUACGCGUCGAUUUAUCCCAUAGUUUUGGAAGCGGCGCUCAGGACGCGCGUAAUGGAUCGAUAGUACAAACUUCUGGGAGUGUUACCAAGCUCUGUGAAACCCAUAUUUUUGUGGAUUAAAGAGAAAAUCGUUAAUCGGUUAUACAGAGCUACACAGAGUUCCAGAUCUUCGUGCGCUGUGAUGGAUGGAGCGGCUGCUUUGAUAUUGAUGGUGCUGCUGGUUUUCUCUGGAGAUGUUUGGAGCGCCUCGUAUUCUCAGCGGUAUAACCUGUACGCGGGCACGCAGACGCAGCCUUUAAACGGGGCGAGGGCUGCGAGCAGACACAGAAACUGGUGUGCGUAUGUGGUGACCAAGACGGUGAGCUGCAUGGUGGAGGAUGGGGUGGAAACUUACGUGAAGCCUGAGUAUCAGCCGUGUUCCUGGGGCGUUCAGUGUGCACGCGUUGUUGUAUACAGGACCUACAUGAGGCCCAAAUACAAGGUGGCUCAUAAAAUGGUAACAGAAAUGGAGUGGAAGUGUUGCCAUGGAUACAGUGGAGAAGACUGCAAUGAGGGACCAAACGGGGGAUCUAACACUCAGAUCUCAACAGUCAGGCCUAAACCCUCACAACCAGGACAAACUGGAACCGGUACUGGUCAGGGACAGAGUGGAGGGAAUGGGAGAGGUGACAAUGAAAAAAUGAGACAAAUGGAAGACAAAAUCCAGCGGUUGACCAAAGACCUAAACGACGUGCAGUCAUCACUGCGUGAGAUGAAUGAGAAAAUCCAAGGAAAUAACGGCGGCAAGACGCCGGCCGAUGCGGCCCAACCGGAAAUGAAAGAGACCAUCCAUAACAUUCAGACCAAGCUGGACCAGCUAGAUAACCGGACACAAGCUCACGACAAGACUCUAGUCAGCAUCAACAACCAUCUAGUGAACGGGAAAGGAGACAAUGACGUUGAUGAUGGGGGAAUAGGAGGAGGCAAGUUCAACACUUUGAAGGAGGAGAUCCUCCGAGAACUUGAACGUCGAGUGACGCUAUCCUGUGCCGCCUGUCAGGCUGGAGUGGAGGACCUACGACGGCAACAGCAGCAAGACAGGGAAAGGAUCUCAGCCCUGGAAAAGCAAAUUAGUGCCAUGGACCAACGCCACCGCCAGACGCUUGACGGCUUGCGCCGAGACCUUAGUCGGUCUCAAGACUGCUGUGACACGGUCGUGGACCUCAGAGGAAGACUAAAUGACAUGGACAGGAAGAUAAGCUCCACGUCGGAGGCCUACGACAAGCUGCAGGAGCGUCUUAACAGGGUAGAAACUUGGGAUGGUGGACAUUUUGGAGGAGGACAAGAUGGACAAGGACAAGUCCCUAGCUUGGCGGAGGACUUCUUCAAUGAUCAUCUACAAGACCUGGAGAGGCGGCUGAACAACACAGUCCAGAGGACAGAGGAGAACUGUGCUUAUAUGGAAACAAACAUACGGGACUUAGUCCAGAAGGAGAUUAGAAAUCUUCGCAAUGAUUUCAAUAAUCGUAUUAAUGACCAGGCUGACAGAAUUGGUGACAUGGAGAUCGAUAUAGGAAAUGUAAAAGAAACUAUAUUUGAUAUUAAUAAGCACUUGUCUCGGUUGGAGAACACAACAUCCUUUAUAGACAAGAGGUUAAGCGAAUGCUCUGGGUGCUCGGUUUCUGUGCCGAGUUCAGGGGGUGGCAGUCCAAACCCACAGGACACGGUGAAGUCUUUGGAAUGGAGAGUCAUUGCAAGUGAAGAUGAGAUCAAGAGGUUUGACACAAGACUUAAGGAUCUGUCUGUGUCUGGUGAUUCGCUCGUGGAUAGGGUGAUCAACCUCAGCCACGACGUUCGCAAGAUCAAAGCGCUCACCGGAGAUAACGGAGAGCAUUUCAACAGAAUUGUCGAUGAGAUCGAGAACUGUGAUGUUUGUAGCACGGUCGAAGAUGACCUGAAGAAACUCAAGAACAUCACAAACCAUGCAAUGGAUAGGUGGCAAAGAGAAAUGAACACCAUUAAGGAUAAAUUUGACUCUGGUCAGACGGGCUGUGCAGAUGUGUGCUCCGGUUUGCAAGAAGAGAUGAAUCAGUUGAGGGAGGACGUACAGAAAUGCAGCAGUCACUGCAAGAUCACGUUGAAUACUCCUACGGGAACUGAUUCGGGAACAGGUCAUCUGGAUGAUCCCCAAAAACCGCUGGAUGGCCAUAGUGUCAUCAGCAGCAACAACGGUGACCUGAGGUCGAUCCGUGGAGAAUUGUCGGAGGUCAUCUUGACCUUCAGUUCCAUCAAUGACACGUUGAAAGGGCUGGAGCACGUGGUCCAGAAGCACGACAGCGUAGUUACGGAUCUGGGAAACACCAAAGACAAAAUCAUUUCUGAAAUUGACAAGAUCCAGCAGGAAAUGACAGAGCACAUAGAAGACAGCAGGCUACGCUUUGACAACGUGGAUAGAGACGUACGGCGGUUCGUGGUCGAGAUGGGUGACUGCAAAAGGAGCGGCGAUGGUUUGGAUAAGAGGCUUUCUAAACUUGAAGUGGUUUGUGGCCGGCUGGACUCCGUCUCCGACAAUCUGCAGAAGAUCAAAGAUGGCUUGAACAAACACGUGUCUGGCCUGUGGAGCUGUGUCAAUGGACUAAACAACACAGUGACCUCACACAGCGGGUUCAUUGAAAUCCUCCAGAACACACAUCUGGACGAUAUCCACGGCAAUAUCAAGAGACUAAAUUCCUCAAUGGUCCACAUCCUCAAGGAGUUUCACAGCUUGACUGAGCAAGACUUUUCAGGUUUACCUGGACCACCAGGUCCUAUGGGAGAAACAGGGCCCCCUGGUCCACAAGGGCCUCCAGGAAGGGAUGGACUACAAGGUAGAGAUGGACUUCCAGGUCCUUCAGGCUUACCUGGGCCAAAGGGACCUCCUGGUCUUAGAGGAGAGAAAGGUCAGGAUGGUUCAGAUGCCAAAAUACCUCGUCUGUCUUUCUCAGCUGCUCUUACAAAUCCUAUGGCUGCAGCUGGAACGAUCAUUUUUGAUAAGCCAUUUGUGAAUGAAGGAGACUUUUAUAAUCCACGAACAGGUAUCUUUACUGCACCACUAGAUGGACGUUACUUCUUUAGCGCCAUCCUGACGGGCCACAAAAAUGAGAAGAUUGAGGCUGUGCUGUCCAAGUCUAACUACGGCAUGGCUCGCGUAGACUCGGCGGGUUACCAGCCAGAAGGCUUGGAAAAACCCAUGGCGGAGACCAAACCUACACCAGGUUCUCUGGCUGUCUUCAACAUCAUCCUACCCCUUCAGCAAGGGGACACAGUCUACAUAGACCUGGUCAUGGGCAAACUGGCUCAUUCGGUGGAGCCCCUAACUAUCUUCAGUGGUAUGCUUCUGUAUGAAAUGUAACAGGGGUACCAUCGCAACGGAGCACUGAGACUAUUCAAACUCGGGUGACCGGCCAAAACGAUGGGGCUAGGACAGGAUGCUUAAACGGACUGGGAUGGCGACGAGGAGGGUUUGUCUGCAUUUCAAACCUACGUUUUCAAACCUACGGAUGUUGUUAGACCUCCUAUGAACUCCUUGAACAGACUUGGAAAUGGAGGAACUAUUGCGCCCUUGAUAUGUAAUCCUAACUCGCAUUUCGGAGAAGUGUUGUAACUAAGAAGUGUUGCGGAUUUGUGCGACCGCUUGUCGAUGUUUUGAGAUAUUUUCAUGUUAUAUGAAUCACAGACAUGAGUUAUGAAUCAUCUCGCAUGCACCGAAGAUGACCGUGAGGUCUGUUUGACUUCCCAUCUAUGCCACUGCACGGUAAAAGUACUCUUCUGCCAAAGAGCUUGACUCACAGUCAGGGUUAGGCUGAUGUGUGUUAUUUGGGUGGGGGGGGGCGUGGGAAAAGAGAUGAUAGAAAUAUUAAUUCGUAUUUUUGCUGUGAAUGAUUUAAUUCCUGUGCACCUUUAUCUUUUUACAGUUUAAAAGUACAUUCCACUUUUUUUUAAAUAUGCUCAUUUUCCAGCUCCCCUAGAGUUAAACAUUUGAUUCUUACCGUUUUGGAAUCCUUGGAGACGAUCUCCUGGUCUGGCGCUACCACUU
Misgurnus anguillicaudatus (oriental weatherfish) is the source of this 4253-nucleotide messenger RNA. It is a transcript of the gene emilin1b, whose product is annotated as elastin microfibril interfacer 1b. NCBI's taxonomy places the organism in Eukaryota, Metazoa, Chordata, Actinopteri, Cypriniformes, Cobitidae. The record is from RefSeq and is a predicted model, not a curated record. Gene Ontology annotation, molecular function: protein binding.